UCACCGCCGCUCAGGCAGCUGUCAAUUCAUCGAGGCGAGGUCACAGGCUCACAGCCACACUGAGUUCUCACUCAACUGUACUGAACGGUGAACACCUUGUCUUCGUAGACAUCGCCCUCGCCCGCUGAGCGCUGACCAACGGAAGGGAGCAACCGCGGCGGUGCCAUGGACAGCCAAGACGGCGCCGGCGAGAAUCGAUCCAAGGUGGCUUCGGAAACUAAGUUGAUUAAGCAGCCUACUUGGGUCUUCGUUGAGAAAGAAUCGGUAAAUGACUUGAGAGAGCGAAUUCUCCAACUCACUGGGCAUGGUUGUCAUGAAGAAGAGGAAAUAUUACAAGCGGAUCUACUGGAGAAGCUCAACAGAUGUAAAAGGGAUACACUAAUCGAACUAUGCCGUUCAUUUGGUGUCAUUGGCUCACGAGCUAAUAGGAAGGAGGAACUGGUGUCAUUUCUGAUGGAAUUCGUGAAGGACCAAUGUUCUGACAUCGAUGGCGCAUACUCUGAUAAGAAAAUCAAGAAAAGAAGGCGUAUGAAAGAAGAAGAAAGUUUGUCUACUGGUAAACCUUCAAAGAAAAAUAAACAAGACGGUCAAGAAGAUGCUGAUGGGAAGAAUGGUGGGGAGGAUAGAGCAAAAUAUUCUGACUGUGACUUGAUGGAUAACAGAUACAUAUAUGCUGAUAAUAAGAAAGGAAAAUUCCCCAAGGAACAAACCAACCUUGAGCCUUCUGAGAGGAUAAAUGGCUGUGUUUCGGAACAUUUUGAUGGAGUGUCUCACAGUGAAGUGCCAAAUCCUACAUAUGAGCAAGCAAUGAUUACCACACCAUCUAAAAAGUUGGUAACAAUUGCUGACGGUGAUAGUACUGAUGUGAAGGCUUUUAAAAAUAAUUCUUCUAUUACCAAGAAAAAAGGAACUCCCAAGGAAGAUCGCAAAGUCAAAUCUUGUGGUAAACAGGAGUCUAAAGGAGACACAAAACCACGAAAACAUGCAAUGAAACCAAGUAAGGAAGAGCUGAGAGAAGCUGUCUUUCUUAUCUUGGAUACCGCAGACUUUGCCACGAUGACUUUUGGAGAUGUUGUAAAAGAAGUUGACAGAUACUUUGGAAAGGAUCUGUUUGAGAGAAAGCCACUAAUAAGGUCCCUUAUAGAAGAGGAGCUCUUUAGGCUAACGGAGGAGGCAGAGAAGAAGGAAUUGGAAGAGGAGGAACUAGCAGAAGCAAAGGCUAGAGCUGAGCAAGCUGCCAAGGAAAUGUCACAGGUUCAAACAGUUGAAUCAGGUAUUGAGAAGCAAAAUUUACUUCAAGCCAGUCCAGAUGGUAAAACUAAAGACAGCUCAAAGAACACAAAUGACAGUACUAAUGAUAAAGGGGUCAAUGGUGGGGCUUCUGUGGAUUCUGCUAUUAAGAGAAACAGCAGUGAUGCUGCUGAAGAUUUACAAGACUACAAAGCCGAUGCUGAUACACAGAAUGAAAACGUCCGUGAUGAAUUAAUGAAGGAUGGCAAGGGUGAAAUGGUUGCACCCAUAGCAAACAGUGAUAGUGCCGUGCAAGAUUCAAGCCCAAGCAAUUACGAAGAUGAGACCAUGAAGAACAGCAAUGUUCAAAUCCUAGAAGAUUCUAAAAAUGGAAAAGUGGAAGGGGCUAGUAAUGGAGAAAAUAAUGACACUGAAGCUAGUAGAAAUGAAGAAGGCAGGAGUGGGGAUGUUGGCAGCAAUGCAGAUGCUGUCAAUGGAUGUGAAGCUGAGGAGUCUAACAAUCGUGGAAAUGAUGAACAUGCAGAACACACAGAAGAUGGCAAAGCUCAGGAAGCUCACAACACUGAGAACAGCAUAAAUGUAGAAAUCCAUGGUGAUAAAGAUGGCAAAGCAAAAGAGGAGGAUAUAAAUGCAGAACAAAGUCAAGCAGAUGCUGGCAGCAAUGGUAAAGCUGAAGAUGAUGAGCACAAUGCAAACACCAAAGGUGACGUCGAUUCUGGAAAGAAUCGUGCUGCUGAGAAGGGAAAGACUGAUGAUGAUGUGAAAGGCAACAGCGACGGUGACAGCUGAAGAAAGCCCAUUGUGAUGAUAUGGAUGUAGAUUGUAAAAGAGAGUUGGUAUCGAGAUCCAGCUUAUGCAGGGUUCAUUGUAUCGCUAGAGUUUACCACUGAUACCAUGACUCUUGUAGGGUAGCUUUUGCAGAGUCAUGGAAAGCCGAGGUCUGGCCAGUUUGUCAUGUAAGUCCAGUUGGGGCUGUUAUGUGAUGAAUGAGAAGCUUCUGUAUGGGCACUGAAGCAAGAAAUUCAGAGAAGCUUUUGUAUGGGCACUGAAGCAAGAAAUCCAGAGUAGCAUCUGUUAGCAAA
Panicum hallii is the source of this 2333-nucleotide messenger RNA. RefSeq lists its product as uncharacterized. The coding region runs from base 166 to 2040 and encodes 624 amino acids. Gene Ontology annotation, cellular component: nucleus. Gene Ontology annotation, biological process: chromatin organization; regulation of double-strand break repair. The record is from RefSeq and is a predicted model, not a curated record. Gene Ontology annotation, molecular function: histone binding; DNA binding. Lineage: Eukaryota; Viridiplantae; Streptophyta; Magnoliopsida; Poales; Poaceae. The transcript has 10 exons.